Messenger RNA from Phascolarctos cinereus (koala), 6094 nucleotides. The record is from RefSeq and is a predicted model, not a curated record. Lineage: Eukaryota; Metazoa; Chordata; Mammalia; Diprotodontia; Phascolarctidae.
ACGGGAGGCCCAUCUCCCCGGCCCCUUCUCUUCCGCAGCUGCACCUGCGUACGCGUCUGGCCCACCGAGACUCCCUCCCCCGGCGAAGAGGAGCAGGAGGGCAUGGCCUCCGCCCGCCAGGGGUCAGUGACCUUCCAGGAUGUGGCCGUGGACUUCUCCUGGGAGGAGUGGGGGCGCCUGGGCCCCACCCAGAAGGAGCUAUACCGGGAGGUGAUGCUGGAGAACUACAGGAACCUGGUGUGCCUGGGCCUUGAAGUUUCCAAACCAGAUGUGGUCUACCAGCUGGAGCGAGGGGAAGCACCGUGGAUGCCGGAGGGAGCCGUUCGCAGAAGUUGCAGUCAAAAUUGGGGAGCUAGGCCUGAAACCAAGGAGUCAGCUCUAAUGUUGAGUAUUUCAAUUGAAGAAUCAUUCCAAGACAGAAUCACAGGGAGUAGUACCUGUUUCUCCAAAAUGGAAAAAGCCUGGGAAUAUGAUGCCAAGUUGCAGAGGCAGCAGAGCGAUGUGAAGCAUUCUCAGCAAGUAAAAAUCACCCCAAAGACAUCUCACAAUAAACUAAGAGUCCAAGAGUAUAAUAAAUUUGGCAGAAGCAUCAAUCGGGGGCUAAUCCUUUUCCCACAACAGAGAAUAUAUGUAGGAAAGAGUCUCUGUAAAUAUGAUACACUUAAAAAGCAUUUCAGACUACAUACAGACCUAAGAAAAUAUAGCAGAAUAUGUGCAAAAAAGAUACUUUCUAAGUAUGAUGAAUGUGGGAAAUCUUUCAGGUAUACCUCAGAGCUCACUGAAAAUCAUAGAUUAUAUACUGGAGAAAAACAUUAUCAAGGUAAUGAAAGUGGGAAAGACUUCCCCCAGAGUUUAUUCCUUAAUCUACCUAAUAGAAUUCAUGCAGGAGAGAAGUUUUAUGAAUGCAGUGAAUGUGGGAAGGCCUUCCAAUGGAGAUCAAGGCUUAUUAAACAUCAGAGAAUUCAUACUGGAGAGAAACCUUAUGAAUGUAAUGAAUGUGGGAAGACCUUUCAGCAGAGAGUGCAACUUACCCAACAUCAGACAAUUCAUACUGGGAAGAAACCUUAUGAAUGUAACGAAUGUGGAAAAGCCUUUCGUCUAAGCACAGGACUUAUUCAUCAUCAGACAAUUCAUACUGGAGAAAGAUCUUUUAAAUGUAAUGAAUGUGGGAAGGCCUUCCCUGUGAGUACAUAUCUUACUCAACAUCAGAGAAUUCACACUGGAGAGAAACCUUAUAAAUGUAAGAUCUGUGGGAAGGCCUUCCGCCUGAGUACAGGACUUACUCAACAUAAAACAAUUCAUACUGGAGAGAAACCUUACAAAUGUAACGAAUGUGGGAAGGCCUUCCGCCUGAGAACACAGCUUACUGAACAUCAGACAAUUCAUACUGGAGAGAAGCCUUAUGAAUGUAGUGAAUGUGGGAAGACCUUUCGCCUGAGCACAGGACUUGCACAACAUCAGACAGUUCAUACUGGUGAGAAACCAUAUGAGUGCAAUGAAUGUGGAAAGGCCUUCAGUCAAAAGGCAGAUCUUAUUCGACAUCAUAGAAUUCAUACUGGAGAGAAACCUUAUGAGUGUAACGAAUGUGGAAAGGCCUUCCGCCUGAGAACACAGCUUACCGAACAUCAGACAAUUCAUACUGGUGAGAAGCCUUAUGAAUGUAAUGAAUGUGGGAAAGCCUUCCGCUUGAGCACAGGUCUUACUCAACAUCAAACAAUUCAUACUGGAGAGAAACCUUAUGAAUGUAAGGAAUGUGGGAAAGCCUUCAGCCAGAGGGCAGAACUUACCCGACACCAUAGAAUUCAUACUGGAGAGAAGAUUUACAAAUGUGAUGAAUGUGGGAAGGACUUCCGAUGGAGCAGAGGACUUACACUACAUCAGAAAAUUCAUAGUGGAGAAAAACCUUAUGAAUGCAAUGAAUGUGGAAAAGCCUUUCCCCUUAGCUCAUAUCUUACUCAGCAUCAGAGAAUUCAUACUGGAGAGAAAUGUUAUAAAUGUGAUGAAUGUGGAAAGGCCUUUCCUUUGAGCUCACAACUUACUCAGCAUCAGAGAAUUCACACUGGAGAGAAACCUUAUAAAUGUAAGGUUUGUGGGAAAGCCUUCCGCCUGAGCCAAGGACUUACUCAACAUCAGACUAUUCAUACUGGUGAGAAACGAUAUGAAUGUAAUGAAUGUGGGAAAACCUUUCGCCAGAGGACAGGACUUACUGAACAUCAGACAAUUCAUACUGGUGAGAAACCUUAUGAAUGUAAGGAAUGUGGGAAGGCAUUUCGCUUGAGAGCACAACUUAGCCAACAUCAGAGAAUUCAUACUGGUGAGAAACCUUAUGAAUGUAAGGAAUGUGGGAAGGCCUUCAACCACCGACCAGAACUUAAACGGCAUCACAGAAUUCAUACUGGAGAAAAACCUUAUGAGUGUAAUGAAUGUGGAAAUGCCUUUCGCCUUAGCACACACCUUACUCGACAUAAGAGAAUUCAUACUGGUGAGAAACCUUAUGAAUGCAGUGAAUGUCUAUUGUCAUUUCGCCUGAAGACACAGCUUACUCAACAUCAGAGAAUUCAUACUGGAAAGAAACUCUAUAAGUGUCAUGAUUGAGGGAGACUUUCUUCCGAAGCAAACACUUUACUCGAUAUCAGCUGCUGUUGACAACAGGAAUCUUGUGAAAAUAAGGAAUGUGGAAGAGCCUUUAGCUAGAGCACAAACCUAAAAAUCAGGUAAUUUAUAUUGGAAGGUCAUAUGAACAUUAUGAACGAGAAAUUUCACCCAGACAGUCCUUAACUGAAAAUAAGAGAAUUCAAACUAAAGGAUAUUCUAUAGAUUCACCAAGUACUUUUCAGAGCACCUGUUCUAAAACCUUUGUCUCCCUUCUGUGCCUACUUUCCACAAUCCCCAAAUGUGCUGCAGGUGAUUUAGACCUGAUUUAUAACAAAACAGGCACAAUCUGACAGGCUGUCACUUCAGUUUCAUACCCCAGAACUCUUUGGAAUUGUCAAGCAUUCUCUUUUAGUCUCAAAAGAAGACAUACUCUUUCUGUAUGAAUGUGGAAAGGCCUUCAGGCACAGAGUAGAACUCAGAUGUUAGCAUAGCAUUCAUACUGGACAGAAACCUUUUCACAAUGAAAAUAGGAAGGCCUUCCACAUGAGCCACAUACCUUAUAUUGGAGACAAAUCUUAUGAAUGGAAUGAACGUGAAGAUUUCAGUCAGAACUAUCAUUGUUUUUUUAAAAUAAGUUUUUAUUAAAAUCUUUCUUAUAUCAUAGCCCAAGUAUUCUUCUCCCUCCUCCUCCUCAAGAGCCAACCCCUAGAAUAGUAUUUUUAGAGAGGAAAAAAAAAAGCACAACUGUUAAAUAUAUAGAAAAAGCCCCCAAAUCUUCAGUGCUAACACCUGUCCCUGUGGGCCUCCCACCUUCACGAAUGGGCAGGUUGGAAGGGCAUCCUCUCACCUUCAGCCUGGUCUUGUUGGAUCUUUAUCAUUUUGUUACAUUUCCUUUUGACAUUUUGGUUUCUCAUCCUUUCCCAUUUACAUUGUGGUCAUUACUGUGCAUUUUCCUGGUUCAGUCACAUCAUUCUUUACUGAAAAAUUAGAGAAUGGAGACUAAAGUUGCACAAAUGAGGUAUGUAAAUUCCUGUGUAUGUUUUCACAGUAGCUUUUCCUUUUCCCUCAUCCUGAAAUCUCCAGUAACCUCUUUACCACAGUCUCCACACAUACUGUAGAUGGCCUAAGACUCUUGAUUUGCUGAGGAAAUUGUGACAAUCUGGUGUUUGCUCAGGACCCCAUCUUCACUCCUCAGAAACUAUUGUAAUGAUCAACCACUCUUCCUUCUAGUCUAGAGGAAGAGAGGUAUCCUUGCACCUUGUCAAGGCUAAUUCCUUUUCUCGUGCCUUUGAUCCCACCCCCUCUUGCCAACUCUAGGACCUCAUCUAAGUAAUCAUAUACUCUUUUGUUUUCAAGCUGUCCCUCCCAAUCAUCUUUCCUAGCUGCCUAUUAAGUUCUUCCACUCCAGAAAUAUUUAUCAUGUGCACAUUUCCAAUCAAUUGCCAAACCUUACUCUUUCUAACGAUAAUAUUCCACUCACACAGGACCACCGUACUUCAGGCUCUUAUCACCUGGCCAAAUUAUGAUAACCACCUAUCUGGUCUCCCGGCCUGAAGUAAAUAAAUGAGGAAUGUAUUAAGACAUUUACCAUGUGCCAGGUCCUAUGCCAAGAGCUAGAAAUACAAAUACAAGCAAAACAGUACCUGCCUCCAUGAUCUCUUAUGCCAUUAUGGAAAGUUAGCACAUAUUAGGGAAUAUGGGUCAGGGAGGAGUAUUCUGGAUAGGGUAGCCAAAGGGAAUGAUGAUUUGGAGUCAUAGGACCAAUGACAGACACACCUUUUCUAGGGAUGAUAGCUUUGGCUUGAUUACUGUUUGCAACUAGAGCUUGAGAUGGGAGAAGGGUAUGUGCAAUGGCAUGCAGAUGGCCCUAGUAAGAGGCCUAGUGGGCUUGGGUCCCACUGCUGCAAGGUUGAGUACUCACCCAUUAAGAAUCUAGGCCAUUCUCCACAUAGCUAGCAUUCUCUCAGAGCUAAUAGCUAAUUAAUAGCUAAUUUUCUUAGAGCAUGGGUCUAUGCGUGUCUCUUCAAGUGUCCUAUGCUACCCCACCCUCACUGGAAAAAAAUGAAGCCAUUCACCCGAAGUGCUGAGGUCAAACUCAAAUAGCAAUGAAUACCUGUGGCCAUAUGUUGAUUUAGAAAAAACACUAAUAUGUUAUAGUUAUUUUAUUUGUUUUGUUAAACAUUUUCCAGUUAUGUUUUAAUCUGGUUCCAUUGCCCUCUUAGAUCUCCCUUCCUUCUCUAUCAUCUGUCAUCAUUCAUGCAUUUCCUCCUUCACUUCAGGCUCCAAAGAAGAGAUAUUCUUUCUUGCCAAGAUUGGCCCUUCUGUGUGUACCCUCACUCCUUUUGAUUUUACUUUUCACCUUCCCUCUCUCAUGUUCAGUCUCUCCCUAUCUACUUGUUCCUUUCCUGAUGGCUACAAAUAUGCCCCAACCUCAUCUAUGAAAAACUUUCACUAGAUCCUACCAUGGCUGCCAACUAUAACCCCAUGUUUCCCCUUCUCAGGUAAAGUUCUUGAAAAAGCGGCUUAUACUCAGUGUUUCCAUUCCCCCCCCCACCUCCUCACUUUCUUCUAAAUCCUUUGCUAUCUGAGUUGAUACCUCAUCAUUAAACUGAAAUAGUUUUCUAAAGUUACUAAUGAGCUUAAUUACCAAAUCUAAUGGCCUUUUCUCAAUCCUCAACUGUUCUGCAAAGUUUCACAGUGCACUACCUUUUCUUCUGGGAUACUCUGUAGUCCAGGUUUUUGAGGUUCUCUCUCCUGGUUGUCCUCCCUGUUUGACCACUCCUCAGUUUCCUGUACUAGAUCUUCAUCCUGUUAUGCCCACUUAACACUUGGGGUGUCCCCUAAGGAUGUGUUCUCUCUUUUCCUUAUACUCUCUCAUUAAGUGAUCUUGCCAGCUCUCAUGGGUUCAUUUAUCUAUGCAGAUGAUUCUUAGAUCUAUGUAUCCAACCUCACCCUCUGUCCUAAGCUCCACUUCUACACUACCGACUGCCUAUGGGACAGUUUGAAGUGGAUGCCUCGCAGAUAUCUCAAACUUAACAUGUCCGAAACGGAACUCGUUAGAUUUUCCCCAAACACUCCCCUUUUCCAAACUUCACUGUUCCGUAGAGGGCACCACCAUUCUCCCAGUCAUCCACUUUUGUAAUCUGUGUCAACUCUGACUCUUCACAGUCAUUCAACCUACACAUUCAACUAGUUGCAAAUCUUGUAAUGUCCUUCCCCAAGCAUGCAACCCCUUCUCUUGGUUCACACAGCCACCACCAUCCUUCAGAGCCUCAUCACUACUGCCUUGUUACUAGUCUGCCCAUCUCAAGUCUCUCUUUACCCCAAUCCACCCUCUGGACAACUGCCAACAUGAAUUUCUUUUAAAAAAAGUUUAUUGUUCCAAACUUGACAAACAUUUCCACAUACAAGGACAGAAAAAAAUGAUUUUAUAUGAAAACUAUGAAUCUAUUGUGUACAGCUUUUUAAAAGUAUUUAAUAAAUUCAUGUCAAUUCCAAA